AUGGACAGAAUUCCAAGAAUAGUCCUAAGCAUUUAUAACACGAUAAUUCCAUAUGUUCUAGACACUUAUAGGUUUAUUUCUCUCUCUCUCUCUCUCUCUCUCUCUCUCUCUCUCUCUCUCUCUCUCUCUCUCUCUCUCUCUCUCUCUCUCUCUCUCUCUCUCGCUGCCAUGAUGGCGGAGGAUGAGGCCGACGCUCGGGCCGUCGAGGCGUCGACCGUGCCUGCUGGUGCCUCCAUUCGCAUUGAUGUCAAGCAUGAAAAACAGAUUUAUGAAUUAGUUCUUCCCGUCGAGGCCACUUGGGGUGAUUUCCAAAUAGAGCUGGCCCGGGUCUCGGGGGUUAGCGUGGAUGAGCAAAAGUUGGCUGGCCGUACCCUGUUGGGGCAGGCUGCACCCCCUAGUCCGGCUACUCCACUUCGUGAGAUGGGAUAUGAACCAGAAUCGCGCCCCGUCAAGCUCCUGCUGAUUGCCACCUCACGUUCCACUGUUCAAGAGCUCCAGGAGAUGGAGUGCCGUGAACAGCGGCGCUCGGAGCAGCGUGAGCAAACGGCCCGGCUUAUGGCAAUGUCUGCUCAGCGCGACGCUGCCCAGCGUCAAGCCUCACCGUAUCGGUUUCAGAGUUUUGCCGUCUUGGAAGAAUUUCGCCAUCAUCCACGCGGCACAGCCAAGCAGGCCCUGGAGCUACUGCAUAGAAUUGCCCAAGACUCAGGCAUUGUACAUAUUCUUGAGACUCACCGAUGGACCAUUGGCCUACUCAAAGAAUUCAAACCGGGCCUGGACACGGGCUUGGUCGGUGUGACCAACGGCUGUUUGCUGGGCUACAAUCAGAACAAGGGCCAAGUCAUCGCCCUGCGGCUCCGCACCGACGAUUUUGAAGGCUUUCGUCAUUACCACGUUAUCAUCGAAACCGUGCUUCAUGAACUCGCACACAUGGAGUAUCAGGCACAUCUGGCGGCUCUGCAAUCCGGGCACACCGUGGCCGGGCGACCGGGCGCGGCCCAUGACUGGAUGCGUUUAACCACUGAGGAUCAGAGCUCACCUCUUACAACUGGCGGCCGCUUGGGUGGUCGAACGGCCGAUGAUGCCCGCUCAGCGCGCUUGGCCCGCUUGGCUCCGUCAGCACCAAACACACAGCCAGCCGGCUCCCUGGUGCUGCCGACGGCUCGGUCUGACCCGAGUGCCCACCCUCUCCGCGAGACGCGCAUGUCGGUAGACGAAAUAGAGGGCAUUCUGAACCAAGCACUGCGCGAGAGUGGCGCCACUGACGAGCACGGCCAGCCCCCGACGGCUGGCUCAGCUGCCGCACGGGCCUUCACCAAUGCUGCACUAGCCGAGGCAGCUGCCACCGAUGACAACGCGCCGUUUGACUACCGUCCACGUCGCAGCAUCCGCGUGGGUCCUGCCUAUCAGGCGGUUCUGCCGUCAUUCGAGCCCGCCACGGUGCCUGCCGCAAAGCCAAUCUCGGCGAGAGAAUCCGAGGAUGGCGCCCAGCUUGAAUCGCCGUCGAGUCGCCGCGAUGGCGAUGUGCGACCAGCAUCCGAGCCUCAUGCAGAUCCUACUGUCACCCCUGUUCCGACAGAGCAGGAUGUGGUUGCAGCUCGUUUGAGUGAAUGCCUUUCGGGCCUUGAUCAAAGUGCGACAGCCGAUGCUCUUCGGCUGCUCGACCGAAUCGUGAACAAUUUGCUGGCCCACCCCACUGAGUUCAAGUACCAGCGCAUCAACUUGGGUGGACAACGAGUGCAGGCGGUUUUGCCAAACCGCCGCGCAUCACUCGAAGCCUUCCUGGCCGUAGCCGGCUUUGCACGGGACUCAGCUGAUGAUGGACAUAUGCACUUGGCCGCUAACAACUUGGAGCCCGUGGUGGCGGCGUCCCGCGUCAUUGCCCGUUUUCGCCAUACUCUCGAUGCCGAGCAUCAAGCCUGA
Molecule: messenger RNA, 1920 nt
Organism: Monosiga brevicollis MX1
Lineage: Eukaryota; Choanoflagellata; Craspedida; Salpingoecidae
Exons: 10
Coding region: 1-1920 (639 amino acids)
Source: RefSeq, a predicted model, not a curated record